GCUAUGUCUACUUACUCGUUGCUGCAAUAUGUAAUGUCCACCUUGUUCUUUACCUCCGAUUCUGGUACCCCUCCUCGACGAUUUCAGGCGUAAGCAAGCGGAGAUGAGCCUGGAUCAAAACUUGUUCACUCUCAACGUGACAGUGAGCUCGGAAGGACCGGAUGUCAUCGACCUAGUCGAUCCGGCGGGCACUGUUCAUUAUAGGAAACGAAAGGUGCAGAGCGAGACGUACACCAUCGAACUAUACGAUCCUCUUUCUACAUCCUUGCUUGCCACCGCUACCGCGCCGCUUGCCACAAGCAAGCAGAAGACGAUUCAGCUAUACAACCCUGAUGCAGUAGUGGAGUUGAAGUACACAGGUACCUUGUCUUUCAAAUGGGGUUUCAAGUGGGAGGAUCACGAAUUCGAGUGGCGGCGCGAAGAGUGCUACAUUCUGCGCAAGCCCGACCCUGCUGUUCUGGUCGCGGUCACGAAGGAACCGUCGGGACGACUGAAGACGUCCUCCGUGCAGAUCCUCGACUACAACAUAAACCGCUUCGAUAUCGAUGACCGCAAAGGUCUGGAGAUCCUCAUUCUCACAGCACUGCUCACUUUCCAGGACACCAACGACGCCUACCACUCUCCGCGUCCUGAGGACGUUUCCAACGCGCCUGGCAGUACCAGUACUAGCAACCCUCUGUCGAGCCUUCUAAGCAUCGGGACCAGGCGGGAGGCAAGCAGUUCUCCUUCAGGCACACCCACACCCGUUCCUCCUGCCAUCCCUCCUCGUCCGCCACCGCGCACGGGAAUCGAGCGCGUCGCGGAAAUGCACAUGCUGCGCACGCUCCAGGGCGAAGGCGAGGCGAACGAGCUGGAAGUCAGCGAAGAAGGCGCCGUGGAGGACUACGCGCAGUUUGCGCAGCGAUUAUUGCAGGACGAGGCUAUGCUGUUCAUCACGGUGCGCUCCGCCUCCGCGACCGAAGUCCCCAAGGUGCUUCGGGUGGUGGAAGAGACGAAACGUCUUCGUUACAAGUCCGGUCUACAGGAGGAACUCCAUCAAUACGUCUCUUACGAUACUUCGAACAAGACGAAAGGCCCCCGACGGAUCAACCUCAAUGAUCCGGAUCCGAAGGGUAAGAGUCGUGGCAAGGACGGUUACACUCCUCCCGAGAGCCUCGUCAUACACCUCAGCAAGAUCGACAUGCCCGAGCUACGCCCUCGAGCGGAGGUUAAGGACCCUGGGCCGGAGCUCGGCUGGAUCCCCGACGCGGCGACUGCCGACCUGAACCCCGCGGCGACUCGGAAGGGGAAGCACAAGGAAGACGCGAAAGCGCAGAAACGCGCGGAGAGGGAACACAAGAAGGCGGAGAAGGAGCAGAACCUGGGCCUGAAGAAGCAGCAUGCAAGCACGCGGCCUGCACCGAACAGGUCGACGAAGCCGGCCUCGGCGUAUCAUGCGCCUCCUCACGUACCGUACCCGUACCAACCCUCGCCGUCCCAGCUAAACAAUCCUGGUAUCUACACCGCGCCGCCGUUCCCGUCUCCUCAAGCACCCGGGACGGCGCCGAACGCGCCCAGAUGGAAUGGUCCGGCAGGUCCACCUCCCAAUAUACACUCAAGCACGAUCUUGAGCCCUUGGCUGAGGCGCUGAUCCAGCACCACAUAGCUUCAAUGCGGAUCGGAUCUCAAGUCCCUGCCGCCCACACGAAAGACCUUAUCCCCGCACUUCUGGAAGGUUAGAGGGGCCGUAGCCCAGUCUUGCUGUGCACGAGGCCUUCUGUCUGAUAGUGAUUUGGAGUGCUGCGUCUGGAUUCGCCGUCGCGACGCCACAUGUAAUGCUUAACUUAUAGCAAUCUCUCUGUAUAACGGUCAUCUCGAUAGCAUUUAAAACAACAUAUGUAAAU
Messenger RNA from Rhodofomes roseus, 1883 nucleotides. RefSeq lists its product as uncharacterized. The coding region runs from base 104 to 1630 and encodes 508 amino acids. Lineage: Eukaryota; Fungi; Basidiomycota; Agaricomycetes; Polyporales; Fomitopsidaceae. The transcript is spliced from 7 exons. The record is from RefSeq and is a predicted model, not a curated record.